UUCAGCCAUGCAUAUGUUGGGCCAGAUUAUAGCUUUGAAAAAAAUAUUGGGAAAAUUUCGUUACAACAGAUAGAUGCACUUUCGGUGAAAUCGUUUCCUCCCUGCAUGCGCCAGCUGCACAAAGCUCUGCGCGAUAACCAUCACCUCCGCCAUGGAGGCCGUAUGCAGUAUGGCUUGUUUCUGAAAGGCAUUGGUUUGACAUUGGAACAAGCUUUACAGUUCUGGAAAUCGGAAUUUAUCAAAGGAAAAAUAGAUGCAGACAAGUUUGACAAAGGAUAUGCAUACAACCUCCGGCACAACUAUGGGAAAGAAGGCAAGAGAACGGAUUAUACUCCAUUCAGCUGCAUGAAAAUUAUCAUGUCCAAUCCACCAGGCCAAGGGGAUUAUCAUGGGUGCCCAUUCCGCCACAGCGAUCCUGAGCUCCUGAAGCAGAAGCUACAGUCAUAUAAAAUCCCUCCCACUGGGAUCAGUCAGAUUUUGGACCUGGUGAAAGGUAUGCAUUACCAGCUGGCCUGUCAGAAAUACUUUGAACUGACCCAUGAUGUCACUGACAUUGGAUUUUCUUUGAACCACCCAAAUCAGUAUUUUGUGGAGAGUCAACAGCUGCUUGGUGGCGGGAAGGAAAUGAGAAAAGAACAAAGGCAACUUGAAAACUCCGACCCAAAGCACACCAGCCAACAGAGUUCAGAAGCAACCCCCACUUCCUCUUCUGUGUGUGCAACAGAGGAAAUGGAACUGGAUGGGCUGGAGGAUUACUUUACUGAAGAUUAGGGAAUAACUUUUCUCCACCCCAUUUACGUUUGCUGACCCUCUCUGGAUGUUCUCUUUCAAAUCAAGAGUCACUAUCAUGGUAAACAUAGGCCUAAUAUGCGAAUAGCAACUUGUGAAUUGGUUUCGCAAAGCAUCCAUCCCAUAAGACAUGGAAACUCACAUAAAUUUUUGGGGUGAUACAUGGUUUGAAUGACUUUUUAAAAUUUCUGUGGGGAAAUGUUCUCCUGCUCUGUGCUCCCAGCUAUGCCAUCCCUUGGCUCCAGCCUCUGAUUAUUUUUCUCAAUAAAACCUAUUCAAAAUUAUA
Messenger RNA from Pogona vitticeps (central bearded dragon), 1075 nucleotides. Lineage: Eukaryota; Metazoa; Chordata; Lepidosauria; Squamata; Agamidae. The record is from RefSeq and is a predicted model, not a curated record.